Kickxella alabastrina is the source of this 249-nucleotide messenger RNA. RefSeq lists its product as uncharacterized. The record is from RefSeq and is a predicted model, not a curated record. Gene Ontology annotation, molecular function: structural constituent of ribosome. Gene Ontology annotation, biological process: mitochondrial translation. Gene Ontology annotation, cellular component: mitochondrial small ribosomal subunit. The transcript has a single exon. Lineage: Eukaryota; Fungi; Kickxellomycota; Kickxellomycetes; Kickxellales; Kickxellaceae. The coding region runs from base 1 to 249 and encodes 82 amino acids.
AUGACGGCAGUCAACAUUCCGAAGCUGCGGGUGCGGGCCAAAAAGGUACAGAACCUGCCCCAAUGCGCGAUCGAAAUGUCCUCGCUCGCGACCUGCUGGGCAUCCAUCUCAGUCGACGACAAGCGCUGCGCCGAAACAGCCAAGGCGCUGGCCUCCUGCAUGCAAAAGGCCAAAGCACCAGGGGCAAAGCGGUCCAGCGUCAACUACCACCUGGCGCGGCUUGGCAAACAAGUGCUGGGCAAAAACUAA